Molecule: messenger RNA, 2043 nt
Organism: Entamoeba invadens IP1
Lineage: Eukaryota; Evosea; Mastigamoebida; Endamoebidae
Product: tyrosine kinase, putative
Exons: 3
Source: RefSeq, a predicted model, not a curated record
AUGGAUCUUUCACAAAAUUUUAAAAUAAAAAUUGUUGCUUUCUUUGACAAGAAGAAGGUACCAAAAACAUCGUUAUUUACAUGCUGCUUGUAUAAAACGAUAAUGUGUUUUAAAACUGACCAAAAAUGUUCUUCUUCUUCUUAUCAGUGGAGCGUUGACCGUUCUGAAUUAUUUCUUGGAGAAACAGAAAGUGAUAUUUUAAUAAUAUGUGACAUUGAAACAGAGUUAUUAAUUCAAAUCCCUUAUAACGAAAAUCUAAUUUUGAAAUUUACAAAAGAAAGAAAAAAUAUUGUAAUUAGCGAUUAUAUUAAAAACAUAACACCAACAAGUAAAAGAGCAGGUUGUUUGGUUUCAAAUUGUGUAAGUUGUAUGGAUAGUAAUUUUAACGUUUGCAAAAUAUGUAACGAUGGGUAUUAUUUAACCACAUCUAUGACUUGUUCUCGCUGUAAAAAUACAACAUGUAAACAAUGCAGAGGAGAUGGUAACGAGUGUACCGCUUGCAAUAAUGGACAGUACUUAAAUGGCACCAUUUGUAGUCCUUGUAACGCCAAUUGCAAAACAUGUAGUGAUAAUAUAAAUUGUACAGAUUGUAAUAUUGGAAAUUAUUUGUUUAAUGGAGAGUGUUUGGUUUGUCAGUUUUGUACAAAUUGUGACACGCUAAGGGGAUGUACAUUAUGUAUGGAUGGGUAUUAUCAAGAAAACUCGGGGUGCUCACUAUGUGAUAUGAAUUGUUUAACAUGUGGACAAAAUGGAUGUACUUUAUGUAAAAGUACUUACUAUGUAGAAGGUAAAAGAUGUGGUAAAUGUACACCAAAUUGUAUAUAUUGUUCAGGACCCAAUUCUUAUCAAUGUUCAACCUGUGAAUCAAAUUACUACCUUCAAAACGGAACAUGUUUUCUUUGUGAUCAAAAUUGUGUAAGUCGAAAAUGUUCAGAUGAAUUUGGUUGCACUGAGUGUGAACCUGGUUUUUACACACAUGAAUAUGGUUGUGCUAGUUGUCUCUCUUCAUGUAAAACGUGCAAUGGAAACUUAAGUUGUACAUCCUGUAAAAGUGGUUCUUAUCUUGAUAAUGGAUUUUGUAAUUUGUGUGAUAAAAAUUGUAUUUCUGGUAAAUGCAAAGAUACUCUUGGGUGUACCGAAUGUCCAACAAAUUACUACAACCUAGACAAACAAUGUUUUAUAUGUGAUUCAUAUUGUAAAACGUGUAAUUAUAUUAAUUACAAUUGUACAUCUUGUUAUGAAGGAACCUACAUUUGGAAUAACAUGUGUUUAUCAUGUAGUUCAUAUUGUUUAGAUAACAAAUGUGAUCCAAUUAAUGGUUGUACCGAAUGCAUAUCUGGUUAUUAUAAAGAAAAUAAGUCUUGUUUGAAAUGUCACGAAGAAUGUUUAACAUGUGAUAAUGGUGCAAAUACUGAUUGUCUUUCAUGUAGGGACAAAGUAAGUUAUUUGGUUGGGAGAAGAUGUAUUUUGUGUGAUACAAAUUGUGUUCAAAACAAAUGUACAAACACCACUGGAUGUACUCUAUGCAACCCACAUUAUUUUAUUGAAAAUAAAAGUUGUUCUCCCUGUUUUAGAACUUGUUUGACGUGUUCGAACAAUCUCUAUAAUGGGUGUUUGACUUGUGGAAAAGGAAGAUAUUUGAACAAUAAUCAAUGUGUUUCUUGUGAUGAAAAUUGUGAAAAUAAUAUGUGUGAUGUCGUGAACGGAUGUCAAAAAUGCAAAUUUGGUUAUUUUCCAGAAGAAAAACGUUGUUCUCCAUGUAAUAAAAUGUCAAAUUGUAAAACUUGUAGCCAAACUGUAAAGUAUCAAUGCUUUUCUUGUGAAGAUAGAUUUGUGGUCAAUAAUAAUCAAUGCGAAUGUCCUAGCCACCUUUAUCAAAAUACUUCAAAUACUUGUGAUGAAUGUUAUAACAUUAAAUCCAACUGUAAAUUAUGUCAAAAUAAAAACAAUAAUAACCCAGAAUGCACACAAUGUUUUCCACCAUUUGAACUUAAAGAAGGGAGUUGUGUUGAAUGUAAAACUAUAUCACAUUACAAUGGAAAA